AUGGAUAUCGCAUUUGACGAAGUCGUUACAAUCCCCCAAGUCAGCCUGAUGUCAUGGCAACUGCUGCAAUUCCUGUGGUCUAGCAAUCCCCCUCCAGGAGGCACUGCUGUGUCGCCAAUAUCCAUGGCGACUGCCAUCUGCAUACUCAGGCGCCUUGCGUAUGGGGAACCGCCGACAAAUAUCGACUACUUUCUACGAAUGUUUCCAUCGUUUCCCACCGUUACCUAUAAGAAGGGUAUAUUCGCCCUCAACGGUCUCGCCUUCUCCCUUCCGUUUUCCCGCGCCGUGAGCAGAUAUGGUUCUAUGAUGGUCUUUCGGGAUCCGAGCAGCUUGGAAAAUACUAUCAGCGAGAUUGAUAAAUACUUCAUGUCCGGGGAUCCCAACGGAUCGAUUGACAUGAAGCUUUCUCCUGAGAGCCUCGCCGCCAGCCGCGAUGCGACUUCUGCCAGCUCGCAUGUCGUGCUAGCAAAGGCCGUGAUGAUUUCGCUGCCGUUCCACCAUUUGUUUCCACCCAGCGCGAUCGGGAAAUCUACUUUCAAUCUCUUGGAUGGUACAACCGCUCAGAUUGACAUGAUGCACUGUGCCAACGAACAGUUGCUUGUGAAGAAUGAGGCGGAAUACACAGCAGUCCGCCUUCCCUUCGGGCCGCCUGGCCACCCAAGCUGCUCCUUGUUUGCAUAUCUGCCUCGGAACGGCCAUUCUGUGGAACAUCUCCUCAAUGAUCCCUAUAUCCAAGCCUGCCGCACUGAGGGUUUUACCAAGACUUUGGUCGGCGAAUUCGUUAUGCCACAGUUCCACACCAAGGCGAGAUAUAACCUGAAAGACAUCCUCCCAUUAUUAGGAAUGCCUCUUCCUCAGACAUAUCCACACGUCGGCGCGGAUGGGGACGUCGCAGUAGACCAGAUUUUAGAGGGUGUUUCCGUCGUCUUCGAUCCGUCGAGAAUUGAUGACUUCCCGCCGGCCCCGCGUCCGUUGCCCCAGUGUGAUAUGCCGCGCAUGGAGUCCCUAAGUUUCAAUUCCCCAUUUGUGUUUGCGAUCGAAUGGGGUGAGCAGGGGUUCCCAAUGUUGUGCGGAGUGUUUGACCGCACUGGAAGUGAUUGA
This is a messenger RNA of Aspergillus versicolor CBS 583.65, 1101 nucleotides long. RefSeq lists its product as uncharacterized. Bases 1 to 1101 code for a protein of 366 amino acids. NCBI's taxonomy places the organism in Eukaryota, Fungi, Ascomycota, Eurotiomycetes, Eurotiales, Aspergillaceae. The transcript has a single exon. The record is from RefSeq and is a predicted model, not a curated record.